UAUGCCGCCGAAAGCUUCAAAUUCAACGGAAGUUUGGAUUAACCCGAAGUUAAGUGUAAAAUUCCCAUUUGAACCAUACGAAUGUCAGAGGAUCUUCAUGAAGAACGUUGUCGAUGUACUGGAUAGAAAACUAGACGCAGCACUUGAAAGUCCCACGGGUACCGGAAAAACGCUGUCUCUUCUCUGUUCGACGCUCGCAUGGGUUCAACGUCAAAAAGAGACGAAGCCGCUGGAUUUUGCCACGUGGCAGACGUCAGGAGCCGGUGGAGCAGAAAAAACUGAUGAGAAAUUGAAGAGUGCAUACGUUCCGACGAUAUUUUAUGCAUCAAGAACACAUUCACAGUUGGAACAAGUUGUUCAUGAAUUGAAUAGAACUGAAUAUAAAUGGGUCAAAACCACAAUUCUAGGAUCCCGUGAACACUUCUGCAUCAAUCAAAAAGUCAAGAAAAUCAAAGAAUCCAAUCGACAGGCUCAUGUUUGUCGUGGAUUGGUCUCGAAGCGAGCAUGUCAUUAUUAUAAUAAAUUUGACGCGUGCACCACAGACAAAAUGACAGAAUUUUUGGAUAAAGGCGAAGCAAUGGAUAUUGAAGAUUUCGUGAAACUUGGAACUCAAAAUUCAUUAUGCCCAUAUUUCAUGUCUCGGCAACGUUCUGAAACUGCUGAACUCAUUCUUCUUCCCUACAACUACAUUAUCGAUCCAAAAAUGAGACGAAGAUACAAGCUGGACCUGAAAAAUUCAAUUGUGAUCUUCGAUGAGGCUCAUAAUCUAGAAUCAAUUUGCGAAUCCAAUGCAUCUGCUGAGCUCACUUCCACGUCAAUUGCUCUUUGUAUUGAAGAGCUGAAAAAGGUUCUGGCGUUGUUGGUAGAUGAAGAAGAGACUGCAAGAAGUGAAGCAGAUGCUGAAACUGGAGCAUUCGGAAGUGCAAAAAUUGAUUUAACAAAGAAAUUGAUUGAGAAUUUGAGAACUGAAGAUUUGAUGACAGUUUUAGAGAAAAUAUUUUCAUUGGAAGAAGAAAUGGAUAAAUUAUUUGGAUCAUCUCAAUUAAAAUCUGUACCACCAUUGAGUGGAAAAGCAAGUGACGGUGAAAUUCUUCUUGAAACUCUUGCAAAAGCUGGAUUCGAUGCAAAUUCUGUUGAACGGCUUGUUGAUGUUCUUCGAGAUGCCAUUUCUUAUCUUUUGUCUAAAAAUGAAGAAGUCGCUCUAACCGAAAAAGGAGAUGGAAUGGAAAAAGUGGCGGAUUUCUUGUUGUCCAUCUAUUCGACACACGCUCAAGAUGUUGCUGCUGCUGUUGGCGAGGAAACUGUUAAACUAGUUGAUCGAGUUGAUCCAAAAACUGUGGCUAGAAAUUGCAAAUUGUAUAUUCAAAAGGAUAAGGACAAUGAGAAGCUUACAAUCAAAUAUUUCUGUUUCCAAGCUUCAAUCUCGAUGAGAAUGCUCAAAAUGCGAGGAGUUCGAAAUGUUCUUCUGGCCAGUGGAACCCUUUCACCAAUACAGGCGUUCACUUAUAAUAUGGGAUUGAAUUUCGGUGCAAUUCUUGAGAAUGAGCAUGCUCUGAAGCAAGUUCCAGUUUUAACUUCAAUUGUGACACGUGGAAAACGAGGAGGACUCGCCGGUUCAUUCCAAAAUCGAAAAAAUCUGGAUUACGUGACAGGUGUAGCAGAAGCAUUGUUACGUGUCAUGGAAGUUAUUCCGCAAGGAAUUCUCAUUUUCUUCUCAUCAUAUUCUCAAAUGGAUGAACUUGUUGCGACGUGGAAAACGACGAAAUGGUCGAGUAAUUCGAAUGAAUCGUUUUGGGAAAAAAUGGAGAAGACGAAGAGAGUUGUGGUAGAACCAAGAGCUAAAGAAGAACUAGCUGCUAUUCGUCUGAGAUAUACACAAGGCGUCUCUGAACAACACGGCGCUGCUCUAUUAGCAGUUUGUCGUGGAAAAGUAUCAGAAGGAAUCGAUUUUUGUGAUGCCGAAUCAAGAGCCGUCAUUAUUAUUGGAAUCCCAUAUCCACCGAUUCAUGAUGAGAGAGUUGUUUUGAAGAAAAUGUAUUUGGACGAUCUGAUGGGCAGAAAAGACACGAAAUCUGAACGUCAAUCGUCUCAAGAUUGGUAUCAAAUGGAAGCGUUUAGAGCUGUAAAUCAAGCAAUCGGCCGAGUUCUUCGUCAUAAGGAUGAUUUUGGAACUGUUGUUCUGAUGGAUACACGUUAUGCUUCAGCAAAACCUGAAAUGUUUCCGAAAUGGCUCAGAAAUACGAUUUCUCGGAGUGACACUGAUGGGUGCGCUCUCAAGACAUCACGAUUUUUCAAAGAAAGAGGACAUUUGAUUGAGAAUUCGAAGACCGAAUACAUAAAAAAGCAGGCAAAACAGUGCAAAUCGUUCCGACAAGUGAAGCAAACAGCUGCAUCAGAUUCCAAAGAUGAUAUUAUUGAAAUCACAUUAGAAGAUAUGUUCUCGCCUGCAAAUAUGAAAUUGGAAAAGAAAGAAAUCACUAAAUUACGUCCUCCACAAUUGAUACCUUCAACUUCUUCAGUUUUCAGCCUACCAACGAACGAAGAUGAGCUGAAAAUCAAAAAAUGGGAGCAAGAAAACGAUAUUCAAUGCUUAUCUUCAAUACCCCUUGAAUCUAAUAAACGAAAGUUUAAAAUUGAAACACCAGGGCCAUCGACAUCUACGCUGACACAGAAAAGUGAACCACCAAAAAAGAAGAAAAUUCUGCUUUUGACACGAAAUACUCUACCUGAUGAAUAUCAAAAAGCAAUUGAAAUUCCAACUUCUGAACUUUUGAAAGAUAUGUCUGACGACAAUAAAAAGCAAUUUGCCACCACACUCAGAAGCUACAAAGCUGAAAGUAUCAGAUGGGAUGAAGUUUUUCAAAGAUUUCGGCCAAUUUUUGUUCCGCACAAGGCUGAUUUGUUUAUUGCUUGCUCCAACGUUCUCCGAUCGGAAGACAAAAUGAAAUAUCUGAAAAAGGCGCUUGAAUCGAAGAUCCACACAUAAUUUUCAUUUAUUUUUUUUUCUCUCGUAACAUUUCCUAACUCUCUAGAUCCUUUUACAUGUAAAACAUUAUUGACCGGUGUUUAAUUUUUAAAUUUGUUCCCUAAAUAAAUGCGAUCUCAUG
Caenorhabditis elegans is the source of this 3107-nucleotide messenger RNA. RefSeq names its product Regulator of telomere elongation helicase 1 homolog (gene rtel-1). Gene Ontology annotation, molecular function: DNA helicase activity; nucleic acid binding; DNA binding. Gene Ontology annotation, cellular component: nucleus. Gene Ontology annotation, biological process: DNA replication; telomere maintenance; DNA recombination. Lineage: Eukaryota; Metazoa; Nematoda; Chromadorea; Rhabditida; Rhabditidae. The record is from RefSeq and is marked reviewed. The coding region runs from base 2 to 2986 and encodes 994 amino acids. The transcript is spliced from 14 exons.